Caenorhabditis remanei is the source of this 519-nucleotide messenger RNA. RefSeq lists its product as uncharacterized. The record is from RefSeq and is a predicted model, not a curated record. Bases 1 to 519 code for a protein of 172 amino acids. Lineage: Eukaryota; Metazoa; Nematoda; Chromadorea; Rhabditida; Rhabditidae. The transcript is spliced from 3 exons. Gene Ontology annotation, biological process: embryo development.
AUGUCUCAAACAUCAAAAAGAAUGUUCGGUUGCAUCAAAUAUUCGAGACGUCAAAUCCAACCGAUUCGGGUGACAAGAAAGGAGAAAAGUCGGAUGAUCCGCGUGAUUCUGAGUCUCCCACGGCUCUAUAUUGUCAAUGCUCGAUGGCUCACUUUUGAUGAUCUACUAAACAUGGAAUGUGAGGUUGCAGUUUUUAGACACCACUCAUUCGCAGCGGAAGACGUCAAACAGUUUAUAAAUCAUUGGAUGGCUGGGAGUAAUCCAAAACUGAUGCAUCUCAGACUGCACGGUUUUGAAUUGGAACCAAAUUGGGAGCGCAUUCUGGAAGGAAUUGAAUAUGGAGUAUGGGAUAAGAAAACGAAUAAGAGGCCAAGAAAUUUUCAAAACCGCUAUAUCUACAGUAUUGAAGAAAUCGACUGCAAGAAUGGUCUGGAUUUCGAGAGAAAGAGUGAUGGAAUGAUUGGGACAGUCAUGCAUCAAUCUGACUGGAUUGAUUUCUUUGUGUGGCACGAUAUUUAA